AUGGGCCGGGCCCUUACUCUGCAAGACUUAGGAAUGAACACCAGUGAAUACGUCUGCCGGACCAACACCAGUGGGCUGUGGCAGAUGACCACACCAUUGUGUUCUACAAGGUUUUACACAUUAGAGAUGUUAAUUUUGGUGGCAACACUCUUAUCGAUAAUCACGCUGUGGACUAUCUGUGGAAACACCUUAGUCCUGUUGGCGUUAUUUCGAUACAAGACUCUGCGCACCAUGUCCAACUGUCUGAUUGGGAAUCUGGCAAUAAGUGAUCUCCUCCUGGCACUUACAGUGAUGCCUCUGUCUACUGGUCACGAUCUCCUCGGAUACUGGGUUUUUGGGCAGACCACUUGCACUUUAUGGCUGUGCAUAGACGUUCUCUACUGCACUGCAUCAGUGUGGGGCUUGUGUACUGUAGCAUUUGAUCGUUAUCUGGCCACGGUGUAUCCGGUAUGGUAUCAUGAUCAACGGUCGGUGAACAAAGCCAUGGCAUGUAUUGUAUUUGUAUGGAUAUUUUCUAUUAUAAUUUCUAUUGCUCCAUUUAUCGGAUGGCAACACACAAUUUCAAAUUUUUUCACGUUUAACCCCCAAAUUAGAAGGUACGAAUGCAUUCUAUUUACUUCAAGCAGCUACGUAUUAUAUUCAGCGAUUGGCUCUUUUGUCUUUCCAGCGAUCCUAAUGACUUUCUUAUACAUACGAAUCUUCAUCGUAUUACAUAAUCAAUCCAAAGGGUUGAAAACUAUAACGCUGACAUCCAAUUCUUUAACGAAAGCUGACAUAAGAACUCCGAUAAUCUGUGUGUCAGACGAUGAUCAAGUAAACGGCCUAACAAUGGACUCUACUACAACAACGCUCUUAUCCAACGCUGUGGAAAGCCCUGGUAACUCGGAUGACAUUGAAGAAACAGGAGAAAAAGCAGAGACAGAAUUCAUGCUCUUGAUCAAUGGUAACAAAUCCUUAGACAGUUCUGCUUCACGAAUGCGUACACUGGAAGGGUGUAGAGAGCAUGCAGUUACGCCAAGAUUUAAGCUAGCAGCUCUUCCACCUGGAAAGAGAAGCAACAGUUUUGCGAUGCCAAGUGGCGCGAAGCCUAGCAAGUCAGCAGAAGCCAGUAUGUUGAAUAUAAUCGAUUUCGAACGGCAAAACAGCCACAAUGUGGCCAUACAGAGAAGCACAUCGGACACCGAGUGUCUGAAUUCAAACACACAAGAAUACAAGCUUUCAAACGCCUGCAACCGGAGCAAAAGUGCCAGCGCACUGUCCUCUGGAGAAGAGGAUGACAAGUUCCUCACUCCGCCCAUACAACGCAGGUCACUUCCCUGCACAAUGAGCAUUUUUCGUCGCAACAGUAAAAUGACAACGAGUAUGAAAAGGAGGUUCGAGUUACGCGAGCAGAGAGCUACAAAACGUAUGUUGUUGAUUAUGGCGUGUUUCUGUGUGUGCUGGAUGCCAUUUCUCUUCAUGUAUGUUCUGAGAAGCGUGUGUUGUACGUGCAUCAUGAAUAAACAUGUCAUUGCAGCAAUUAUAUGGUUGGGCUAUGCAAACUCCAGCCUAAAUCCUAUCCUGUACACUUUGUUUAAUGACGAUUUUAGAAACGCCUUCAAAAAACUGUUGGGGUACAAGUCAGCAGUAGCCAAACAUGGGGUUAGACAAUGA
Molecule: messenger RNA, 1653 nt
Organism: Candidula unifasciata
Lineage: Eukaryota; Metazoa; Mollusca; Gastropoda; Stylommatophora; Geomitridae
Source: the annotation of a GenBank genome assembly